UAUCUCUUCUUCCUCUUUCUUUAAAUGUUCUGAUGGUGCACUCCCAUGUGAGUGUGGGUAUUUACGAGAACCUCCUUUUUCCUAUAUCCCACCUGGUCUGGUCAACUUUUCAGCGGAUGGAUGGAUGGAUUACUUGUGAAUGGAAACCUGGUAUUAAUUCCCAGGCUUAAAGCCUCGUCGUGGUAGACUCAUUUCAUGCAAGAGAUUGUCGAAUAGAAAUUGUGUCACCUCAACUGCACGAGUCAAUACAAUUAUCUCGCGAGUCUCCUUCGCUGCAGCAAAAGUCUGGCAGUGAUGAUGAACUGCCACCAAAGUACAAUUUGAUGGAGGAAACGUAUGGCAGAAAAUGGGCAAAGAAAUCGGAUGGAAACUAUUUCUCGCCUGCCGAUUGUACUGAAGAGUAUGCCAACAAGAAUCAACUGCAACAGGACCAUCCCUGUGUCAUUCGGCUAAUCAAGCAGAAAUAUUUGCGCCAACCAGCGUCCAAAUCUCUUCCGUAUCGACUGGGCGAUCCCCAACCGCUCAAUCCCUCUGACGGUCCAGCUCAGGGAAUUUUAAGAAUCUUGCGCAAUCAAACUAACGGAUUUUUCGUCGAAUGCGGUGCCUACGAUGGCGAAUUCCUAUCCAACACGUUAUACAUGGAGCGAUCCUUCCAGUGGAGCGGACUGCUCAUCGAGGCCGAUCAAAUAUCGCACAGUCAACUCGUGAACCGCCGUCGUCGAGCCUACACUUCACCCGUUUGUCUCAGCACCAAACCUUACCCCAUGGAAGUAUUCUUUAACGGAACGUUCGGGACUCUGGGAAUGAUCAUCGAGGAUCAAGAAGAAGCUCAACAGACGUCUGACAAGAAGAAGACGGAAUCUGCAAAAGGCACAGCAGAAAACAUUUACAAAGUUCAGUGUUUCCCACUGUACUCGAUGCUAGUCGCUGUGGGCAGAACUCGAGUCGACUAUUUCAGUUUGGACGUCGAAGGUUCCGAGUACAAAAUAUUGGCCACCAUCCCUUGGCACAAAGUCGACAUCAAGACGGUAACCGUUGAGUAUAAUCACGUGCCUGAAGGCGAGGCCGCCAUGACUCGUUUGAUGGAGAAGAACAAAUUCGUCAAAUUUGGUUUCAUUGAAAUGAGGUUUUCCCACGAAGUAGUCUACGUCCAGGAUUUCCUGGACGACUUGAGGAAGUACGCUGAAUAUUAAAUAAUACUUGUCGACUUGAGCCAAU
Messenger RNA from Daphnia pulicaria, 1218 nucleotides. Its product is annotated as protein Star-like. Bases 324 to 1193 code for a protein of 289 amino acids. The transcript is spliced from 7 exons. Lineage: Eukaryota; Metazoa; Arthropoda; Branchiopoda; Diplostraca; Daphniidae. The record is from RefSeq and is a predicted model, not a curated record.